This is a messenger RNA of Fraxinus pennsylvanica, 408 nucleotides long. The record is from the annotation of a GenBank genome assembly. NCBI's taxonomy places the organism in Eukaryota, Viridiplantae, Streptophyta, Magnoliopsida, Lamiales, Oleaceae.
AUGGUGAUGAGUAGAAUUUUGACCAUUUACUCAGUAAACGUUCACAAUAAAAGAAGCCCAACACGGCUCCAUCCAAGAAAAUUUGUGGGUCAUGUUGUGCCAUGCCAUUGUUAUGAAACUUGCAGUCAAAAGCCAAAAAAAUUGGUGGUUCAAGUCCGCCUCUACAGUCUCUGCUACUUCGUGCCUUUUCAACUCACAGUCAGGAUGUCUGAAGAGCCCUUUAGGCCAAGGGAAAAGCUCGUUGAGAAGCAAAAGUUUUUUCAGAGCAUCCACAAACACACAUAUCUGAAAGGACCAUACGAUAAGAUUACUUCAGUUGCCAUUCCUUUUGCUUUGGCUGCUACUUCUUUAUAUAUGAUCGGAAGAGGGAUCUAUAACAUGUCUCAUGGGAUCGGGAAGAAGGAAUGA